GAAGAAAUGGAAAUCCUUCUUUGGCGCUGCCGAAGCAGCUGCAUUCGCUGGGGAAGCAGCAGUGUUUUCGAGGAAACCGGAAGCCCUUGGUGACCCCUAGCGACCCGGUUUAAUUUCGAUCCGUUUCCACACACGGGACUCGAAAGUAGGCGGCCCUGGGGCAGCCCUCCAAAGCCUGGCGCCGGGCUGUCAUGGAUGCAUUGGUGGAAGAUGAUAUCUGCAUUUUGAAUCAUGAAAAAGGCCACAGAAGAGAUACAGAAGUGACUCCAGUUUCAAUAUAUCCAGGAGAUGAGUCUGUUGCUUCACAUUUUGCCCUAGUCACUGCAUAUGAAGACAUCAAAAAACGACUUAAGGACUCAGAGAAAGAGAACUGUUUAUUAAAGAAAAGAAUAAGAAUUUUGGAAGAAAAGCUUAUAGGAGCUCGACUAGACGAAGAAAGUUCUGUGGGACGAGAACAAGUCAAUAAGGCCUAUCAUGCAUAUCGAGAGGUCUGCAUUGAUAGAGAUAAUUUGAAGAGCAAAUUGGAUAAAAUGAAUAAGGACAACUCUGAAUCUUUGAAAGUAUUGAAUGAGCAGCUACAGUCUAAAGAAGUAGAACUCCUCCAGCUAAGGACAGAGGUGGAAACUCAGCAGGUGAUGAGGAAUUUAAAUCCACCUUCAUCCAACUGGGAGGUGGAAAAGUUGAGCUGUGACUUGAAGAUCCAUAGUUUGGAACAAGAGCUAGAAUUGAUGAGGAAAGAAUGCAGCGAUCUCAAAUUAGAGCUACAAAAAUCCAAACAAAUGGAUUUGUCUCAAGAAGACAAUCUGAAGGGCAGAGAUCUCCAGAGACUAAGCAUUUCAAGUGAUAAUAUGCAGCAUGUAUACUGGGAACUGAAGAGAGAAAUGUCUAAUUUACAUCUGGUAACUCAAGUACAAGCUGAACUGCUGAGAAAACUGAAAACCCCAUCUGCAGUCAAGAAAGACUUUGCCCAAGAAGGGAGCAAUGAAGACCUGGGGAGAGACAGCACAAAACUGCACCUGACAAAUUAUACUGCAACAUACAAAAAACAUCCACCCUUCUCACCAAAUGGCAGAGCUCUUUCUCAUACCACAUCUUCUCCUUUACCAGGAGAUACAAAGGUUUUUUCAGAGAAAGCAAUUCUCCAAACAUGGACAGAUAAUGAAAGAACCAUUCCUAGUGAUGGUACAGACUUUCAGGAACACAACUCUUAUGGCAGAAAUUCUCUGGAAGAUAAUUCUUGGGUAUUCCCAAGCCCACCUAAAUCAAGUGAGACAGCAUUUGGAGAAACCAGAAGCAAAAAUUUGCCUUUACCUAACCUGCCACCACUGCAUUACUUGGAUCAACAUAAUCAAAACUGCCUUUAUAAGAACUAAUUCUGAAAAGAUUUGUGAUUUGGCCACAAGGAUAUGUAUAUCUCUCAUUGGUUUCCCUGAGAAAUUAUUUAACAACCUGAAAGUGGAUUCUGAUUAAUAUUUUGCAG
Molecule: messenger RNA, 1480 nt
Organism: Chrysochloris asiatica (Cape golden mole)
Lineage: Eukaryota; Metazoa; Chordata; Mammalia; Afrosoricida; Chrysochloridae
Gene: AZI2
Product: 5-azacytidine induced 2
Exons: 8
Coding region: 192-1373 (393 amino acids)
Biological process (GO): canonical NF-kappaB signal transduction
Cellular component (GO): cytoplasm
Source: RefSeq, a predicted model, not a curated record